AUGGCUGAGCUCUGCAGCCAGGCUAUGGUGAGAUAUGGGCAGCUGUCCUCGGAGAAGGAAAAGUGUCAGGCUGUGAAUGCAGUGACCUGUGAUGAUGUGCAUGUGAACUUCACCCCGGAAGAGUGGGCUUUGCUGGACCCUUCCCAGAAGAAUCUCUAUAAUGAUGUGAUGCUGGAGACCUUCAGGAACCUCACUGCUAUUGGCUAUAAUUGGGAAAGUCAUUAUAUUGAAGAGUAUUCUCAAAGUUCGAGAAGACAUGGAAGUCCUCUUGAAUGGCAUGAGAGAAUUCACAUGGAAGCGAAGACCUAUAAAAGUAUUCAAGAUGAUGAAUCUAUUGCAUAUCACAGUCAACUGCGAAUAUAUAAAAGAGCACAUACUGAGAGAAGUUCUACAAAUGUCAUCAUUGGUGUGGAAAUUAUGAAGAAACUUCUGAGCAAGAGAAGAGAGGACGUGAUAAUUCAGAUGGACCCAAAAAGCAGUACCUCUAAAGAGGAGACCCUCACAGAUCCUUCAUGA
Messenger RNA from Microtus oregoni (creeping vole), 516 nucleotides. Its product is annotated as zinc finger protein 431-like. The transcript has 5 exons. The coding region runs from base 1 to 516 and encodes 171 amino acids. Lineage: Eukaryota; Metazoa; Chordata; Mammalia; Rodentia; Cricetidae. Gene Ontology annotation, biological process: regulation of DNA-templated transcription. The record is from RefSeq and is a predicted model, not a curated record.